Messenger RNA from Aureobasidium subglaciale EXF-2481, 546 nucleotides. RefSeq lists its product as uncharacterized. The coding region runs from base 153 to 446 and encodes 97 amino acids. The record is from RefSeq and is a predicted model, not a curated record. NCBI's taxonomy places the organism in Eukaryota, Fungi, Ascomycota, Dothideomycetes, Dothideales, Saccotheciaceae. The transcript is spliced from 2 exons.
UGGAGAUCUCUCUUCUCUUCUAAAUGAUCUUGCUUCUCGUCCUAGUGCUGAAAUUCUCGAUGCAUUGAGAGGAUUGGAGAGGAAGACUUCGACGGUGUUUACGUUGUUGAAGGCUAGUGUUUAUUCUAUUGUUUUGCAGCAGGAGAUUAGGGAUGAUGAGGGUGCUUGAGCUAUGCUGCUUGACGUCGUUUACCAUGUGCAAAUGGUUGAGCUGGUCAUGGAGCAUUGAUGUUGGAGUUUUGCAUGGAUGGAGUUGGGGAGAGGCUGUUUUUGGUGGUUAUGGCGAGAGGUUGAUGACCCUUGGAGUCACUGUACGCUUUUUGAAGUUUACGUUAUACACACGGAUGUGUCCUUGGACAAGGGCAAUAGGCAAUUGCAGUGUGUCCUCACAGCUUGGAGAGCGUCACUUGCAUGUGUCGCUUCUAAGAGUCGAACAAUUCGCCUAGAAGUGAUGAGGACUGAGAACAGAUGUCGUCUAUAAAGUGCUGAUUUGGGCUAUCUUCCCAUCAGAACGAUCUAGACACGAUGUCACGAUCUAGCGGCUGG